AUGUCCAGAGGCGGUCGAGGAGGCGGCCGCGGAGGCGCAAGAGGUCCCGGCCGCCCCAACGUGCCCUGGGACACGGGCGACGAGCCCGAUGCCCGUCCCUCGGAGCUGUUUCCCCCCUACUCAGUCCCAACGCCCCGCGACCUGACCGCCACGGAAAAGAACGGCGUACAGUACUUCCUCCUCCUGCGGCACCAGCUACACUCGUCGCCGCUCUACACCUCGAAGCGCGCCUCGCUCCACGACCCGACCGCCCCCCGCAAGCUGUACGGCCAGGCCCAGACAAAUGCCCAUUACGGCAUCAAGAACAAGGCCUCGGUCGACGCCUUCACCGCCGUUCCCACCUACUCCCAAAAGUUCAUCCGCGAGGACCGCGCCCUGCCCGACUGGUCCUCGCGCCCCAUCUGCCGGGAGCUCUUCCCCGCCGAGCUGCUCGACACAGUCGAGGCCGAGGACGACAUAGGCGUGCGCAAGAAGCGCAGGCUCGAGCUCAGCAAGGUCAGCGCCCUACCCAACGCCGAGGAGGCAUUUGGCAUGCCCUCGCUCGACGGCGACCUGGACGACGCAGGGGCCGCUGCAGCCGGUGGCCGGAGCCUGCUCGACAAGCUUGAGGCCAUGCGUGACGAAGAAGGCGACGAGGGAGCGGACCUAGAUGAGGAGGAGGGCGUUGAAGAAGAAGAGGAGGAUGAGGCGUACGACGACGAGGAUGCCGGCGACUACGAUGCCGAGAACUACUUUGAUAACGGCGACGAGAUGGGUGACGACUACGGGGACGACGAUGGGGGCGAGGGGACAUACUAA
Molecule: messenger RNA, 798 nt
Organism: Purpureocillium lilacinum
Lineage: Eukaryota; Fungi; Ascomycota; Sordariomycetes; Hypocreales; Ophiocordycipitaceae
Biological process (GO): transcription by RNA polymerase III
Cellular component (GO): RNA polymerase III complex
Source: RefSeq, a predicted model, not a curated record